GCUCUCCUGUGCUCAGGCGAAGAAGACUCUGACAGCGACCCGGGGGUUAUCGACGGCCACCUUCGCCGGGGACACUCGACGGCCGGGCAUGCCUCCGACGACGACGACGAUGAUGUCAUUGACGACGAUGGCAGACGCGUACAGCCGAGUGCCGACGCCCGGUCUGAUUUUGAAGUGAUGAUGCUGCGCAAGAGAGCGGGCCGCAAGAAGAAAAGAAAGCCGGGUGAUGAGAUUACCGGCAUGGACGACUAUGUGCGCACGUUUAUCCGUGAGAUGAGAACGGCUGCCGAGGAGGAUGUGCAACUGAAUGAGCGACAGCAAGCAGCUACCAAGAAGCUGAAGAUGUUACCCAGUGUAUUACGCUGCCUAAACCAGGCUGAUCUAAUGCCUUUGUUCAUCAGGCAGGGUGCCCUAUCUUCGGUUGCGGUUUGGUUAACUCCGCUACCCGAUGGCUCUCUUCCACAUUUGACAGUGCGCGAUGGCCUAAUCACCUGGUUGUGUUCGGUACCCGAGCUCGAACCCAGCCAGUUGAAGUCGAGCAGCGUCGGCAAGGCAAUCAUGUAUCUGUAUCGCCAUCCCAAGGAGACGCGCGAGAAUCGGCAGCGCACUGGAAAGCUGAUCAGUUCCUGGUCGCGUCUCAUCUUCGGUCUUGAAGCUAACUACAAGCUGGUGAGCCGUGACGAGCGAGAGAUGCGCGAUUACAUGCACAUGAAGCGGCAGAAGCAGCGGCAAAGUACGGACGGAGCUGAUGAUGAACAGGAGAAGGGAGGACUACUUGGCGAAAGUGGCCAAGCGCUGAAACCGGGUGAUCGUGGAUUUGUGGGCCGUGCCCGUGUGCCAAAAGCAUCCAACAAGGACUAUAUUGUACGUCCAAAGUGGAAUGUGGACAAGGAGGCGAGUCGCAAGGGUAAGAAAGAGCCUGACCGGUUUGAGAAGCAGCAGCUGAAGCAUAAACAAGGCAAGCAAUUGAACAAGACCAGACGUGCUGCCGCCGUCAGUCUCGUUGGCACAAAGAUGUCAUUGUAAUCAAAACAAUACUCAGAGCAGCCCAUCCGCAUCUUCUGUACAGCAAAGUACCAGAUAGAUUGCCAUCAAGAACACUGGUCACGGUAUGUUGUACAAGGGUCCUUGCAAGUGGAUAUAUUAUAAAUAGGUAUGUUGUAUUAGUACUUCCUUGCUUGCUUCUUGUUUAUCUCUAUUUAAGUAUAGUCUGAUGUUGUUAGGUUUUCACCCGUUAUGCUCCCAGUUUAUGGUAGUUUUUCGUGUCCUGUACUUGAUCGUUGCAUAUCUGUAUGUAGGUGUGCUGUGUGUGCGUGUGUGUGUGUGUGUGUGUGUGUGUGUGUGUGUGCGUGUGAACUUGUUUGUGUUUAUACAUACUGUACGUGGAAGCGCGGAUGUCACACUGAUUAUAGUGAGGCAGCCUCGUGUCUGUUUGCUCUACAGGAGUAAAUACUGUGACCUGCCGCUACGCUGUUUUUUAUUGUUUUCAUCACUUUUUCCCAUUCUCGCAGCAGAGCGAGCUGAAUGCAGGCUUUCACUCAUCCAUCCGUCCUAAACUUACAUCAUUUUCUCCAAUUUUUCAAGUUUCCUGUAAAUCAGUAUGUUUGUGAGCAGCAGAUUAGUCUACCGUGUUGAACAGCGUGCACACACAAACUCUUGCAACCAGUCAGUAAGCACAGGUUUCUUGUGCUUGUUGCUUGAUACAGUUGUUAUGCAUUGCAGCUGAAUGGUCUUGGUUCUCAGCUUGUCCUAGCCUUGCUGUGAAUGGUCUUGGUUCUUAGCUUGUCCUAGUCUUGCUGGGAAUGGUCUUUGUUCUCAGCUUGUCCUAGCCUUGCUGUGAAUGGUCUUUGUUCUCAGCUUGUCCUAGCCUUGCUGUGAAUGGUAUUAGUUCUCAGCUUGUCCUAGCCUUGCUGUUCUAGUUUUUCUUGUACCAUUGCACAACCACAGUUGCCAUGGUUACCUGCUAUGCACCGA
Messenger RNA from Sycon ciliatum, 1974 nucleotides. RefSeq names its product protein IWS1 homolog. Gene Ontology annotation, cellular component: nucleus. Lineage: Eukaryota; Metazoa; Porifera; Calcarea; Leucosolenida; Sycettidae. Bases 178 to 1026 code for a protein of 282 amino acids. Gene Ontology annotation, biological process: poly(A)+ mRNA export from nucleus. The transcript has 12 exons. The record is from RefSeq and is a predicted model, not a curated record.